AUGGGGAUACAGCAUCUUCUGCUUCUUUUGAUUUACUUGGACCCUCUGAAUGUAAUGUGCGCGGCUACGGCCAACAAGAAGAAAAACGCUCCAAAGCGGAAUCAGAAGAUGAAGGAGGUGAACAGCACGGAGGCGCCCACGGCGGUUCCGCGGCGAAACACCCAGGUCCAGGCACCUUCAAUCGCUACCCAUGACACGUGCCUGGGCUACUACGACGUGAGCGGAGCGUAUGAUAAAGUGUUCGAGUGCAACAACACUGAGCACCGCUACUGUUGUGGAAGUUGUUUCCUGCGCUAUUGCUGUGCAGAAAAAGGGAAACGCAUAGAACAGAAAACUUGCACGAAUUAUAACACCCCAGAUUGGAUCAAAACGCAGCCUCCCUCCCCGGCACCAACAGGUGACACUUACGAUCCUGACUUGGAUCAGACUAACACAACGGUAUACAUCACCUGUGGUGUCAUAGCUUUUAUCAUCCUCCUCGGAGUUUCUGCAAAAGUUGCCUACGACAAAGCAACCAAGCCCCCUCAGGAAAUGAAUGUCCAUAGGUAAGUCACUCUGACAUUCAGGUUAAGAAACAGUCAUUUACUAUGGUGGCCACUUUUUCCUCUCUCUCUCUCUCUCUCUGUGUGUGUGUGUGUGUGUGUGUGUGUGUGUGUGUGUGUGUGUGUGUGUGUGUGUGUGUGUGUGUGUGUGUGUGUGUGUGUGUGUGUGUCUGUGUGUGUGUCUGUGUGUGUAUGUGUGUGAUUGUUUGUGUGAUCACUGUUAUGAAACACCAGCUUCAGUUUUCACAGACAUGAAAAGUCUCCUGAUGACAGUAAAAAUGUGUACAGUGGCUAUAGAAAGCUAAAUUAGAUUUGUGAAUAGACUAAAUCAUGAGCACUUCAUCACAAAGAUGCAUAUAAAUAUGAUCAUCACAGGUGUGCAGCUAUAUGCUCAACUUUUGAAUAGGGAAAGCCAUAAUUCAUAAUGAUGCUCAAUUUCAUUCCUCUCUGUACAUUUUUUUUACACCACCUGCAAGCCAUUAUGCAAAGGAAAACUAAUCAUUACAAUCAACUCCCUUUCAAAUACCUCUCUUAUGCAGAUAUACACAGUCCCCCAAAUGACAGUCAACCUGAUUCACCACUACUACCACCACUACCACCACCACUACCACCAGAACAUUAAAUGUCUCUGUAUACUAAAGUAUUGCUCAGUUUUCAUCAGCAGCACAAACAAACCUCCAUGAGGCAGGUGUGGAAUGAUAUAAUAAAUAAUAUAAUAUGCCAUUUAGCAGACGCUUUUAUCCAAAGCGACUUACAGUCAUGCGUGCAUGAUAUUUUUUUUUGUGUGUGUGUAUGGGUGGUCCCGGGGAUCGAACCCACAACCUUGGCGUUACAAGCGCCGUGCUCAUCCAGCUGAGCUACAGAGGACCACAAAGGUCCAUUGAAUUGAAUGUCUCUGUCAAAGAAAAGGCAUCACAUUCAUGGUCAUGGUAUAACAAUCAGGCUAGGAGCAAGGUUGGGUUGCUUCACUGCUAACAACCCAGAGGACAUACUGUACAGUAUGGAUUUAGGAUGUCACUCUCCCUUCCUUUGAUUUACUUUUUAUCUUACGGUAUAAUGGCCCAUGGAUGGACUGUUGUUGGGAAAGUAUGAGCUAAACACAUCAUGGUAGAAUACAUCUAACUGUUGAGGAAUCAAUGUGUCAAUGUAUUAAUUAUAUUAUGUCCCUAUGAAUCGAAUGAAUAUAUACUGUACCACCAAUCCUUAUAAUCAGGCACUCUGCAGUCCAACAAUUUGCAAGUAAUUGGAUAUGUGCUGAAAAUAACAAAUUGCCUCCGCAAUUAUUGAAGCUGGUGCUUUUUUCCAUGACACAUUAGAAGCCUUGACUAUAUUGUUAAGCACUUCCUAGAGCUAGGAGAGCAACUACUGCACCGUAGUCUGAAUUAAAAGACAGUUAACCUUCCAAAGUGGAGGAGUAUGUUAGGGGUUUUGUGCUCAGACAUCAACACGCCAUGAGGAAUUAUGCAGAUUAAGCCAGCAGCUAUCUAAUUCACUCACUGUGUUCUAUGUGAGUAGUAUACCUAUGCCUUGCAAGAAAAGCUAUAACGACACAGUACCCAAAGAGACAGUUUGGGUGGAGAAGCCACAUGUUGUUAGCCAAUCAUUGUGGUUGUCUAAUGGUGGUCUGGUGUCUAUUAGCCCAUAGCAGAGGGGGUUGUCUACCUGUUCAGCCAAAGCUAAGAUCUUGAUUAAAGCCAAUGUGAGGCUAAUUGUGCCUUGCUAGGACUGGCUUCUGUAGCCUCGUUACCUGCUGGCUCCACAAAAUCAAGGCAGUGAUUGGAAUUCAGAUUGAUUGUUCUCAAGAGUCCAUGCAGCAUUCAUUUGUACCCAUUCUCAUGCAAGCCCCUCCUAUGGCAUCAACCCUAGAUAGAAAAUGGAUGUUUCUCCACUAGAGAUAAUUUGUACCACUAGCCUAAUGGAUAUAGUCGCUGGUCUAGCAGACUGGAAGACCUUUGUUUGGGGUUAAAUGCAGCUUGAAUUGUAGUGGUGGCCAGAUGUUCAAUAUGGGGUAAGUUCCAAGGAUGACACUGACUGCCAUCUUCUCAUGACAGGGAUCCAUAACCACGGAUCUGUCUCUCUUGCAAAACAUCCAUUAACCUCAGCACCUGUUUUUCUCUAUUGAUACUUCUGCUGUUAGAUGACUCACACUCAAACUGUUGUUAGAAGGCCAUGCUUCAACCUGUCAAUUGUCAUUGACUCCUAGCUGAACAAUGCAUAUCAAAGCAUUAGAAAGGAAACUUUUUUUUUUUCUUCAGUUUACUAAACAUCUGGGUCUGAAGAGAAGUCUUUCAGGUGGACAGCUCUGUUGACAAAAUAUAGACACGAGAACAAGGCCUUGGAUCAGUGCCCCCCAUUCAUUUUUCCUUUAGAAAAGUCAUGGUUAUGUCUACAACCUCAAUAGCUAUUGAUUUAAUAGUCACAACAAUAGAUGGUGUCAAGUAAAGGCCUUUGGUUUAAGAGCUAAUUUUCUCAGACACAUUUUUCUGCAUGUAGAGUGACGUUCAAAUAUAGAAUCCUUAAGUGCAAGCCAAGCCAUUACCUUGACAGUUUCAAAGAUGACAGUACAAGUAGAAAAUAUGAUACCAAUAUCUGUCUGUCUCUAGUGUAUUCCUACAGUUCUAUUCAAAGCUAUUUCAUGCAACCUACCAAACGACUCACUUUGAUCCCACUAAAGACUAUUAAACUUCUGAGGCUGUAGCAGUGCCUCCAUCUCAGUACUCAGAACUGAGGAAACUGUGAGGAUUUAUGGCCCCUUAAUGCUCUCCUAUCCUAGCCAUGGGGCAUACUUUCAAAUGGAGAUGCUUACUGCCACCACCACAUCAGUAUGAGUGGUGGUGAGAGAGAUGAGACAGACGCUGCGUUUACACAGGCAGCACAAUUCUGAUCUUUAAAAAAAACGAAUUGGUCUUUUGACCAACCAGAUCAGCAAAAAUAAAUUACUGAUGUGAAAAUAUCUGAUGUGAUUGGUCAAAAGACCAAUUAGUGUAAAAAAAAAUUAAAAUAGAAUUAGGCUGCCUGUGUAAAUGCAGCCAAAGCAGGGAUGACUAAACGAGGUGACAUUGCAUAGCGGACAUUCAAUAGCUUUUUUUAUGAUUUGUUUAUUUCCAACAAUCAUUUGGCACAGUGCUGUCAUAAUGAUCUCUGCCGGGGGGAAAAAUAAACUUCUGUGGCUGGCUUGAGACAUCCAUGCUGACAACCGUGUCUAGAAAGCUGUAUUGGAACAUGGGAUUGACUAUAUACUAGGCAAUGGUUUGCUUCCUCUGUUAAUUUAUUUAGCCCUGUAAAGUGAUUCAGAGUUUUACCUCAGUGACUGGGGAAGGAUUGUGAGGGGAAUGCUAAGGCAUUGGCAGACCUUUGCUGUGACCUUCAUCGAGACACAAGAAAUGUCGGGUGAAAGCCAAAGCCAGGGAUUUGAGUGGUCUUUAUUGAUCACUUUCUCGAAAGCAAACCUGGAUGCAAUUUAAGAUGGAUCUGUUGCAAAAAAGGUAGUCUACUCUCAGAUUGAGCACAUAUUAGGUUUUGUUAUGCCAGAGAGAGUCAGUUCCAAUAAAUUCAAAUAUAAUUUCUAAUGACCUGCAAGCAGCAAGAUUAAAUAUGUCAUUUUUGAGCGAUUUUACCAUAAUAUUGGCAAGAAGCAGAUUUUGGGUGAUUGGUGAGAUAGUAUGACUUUGCAAUGUCUCCCGUAUAUAAACCUAACUGGUACUGGUACUGGUCCUCGAGCAUCUGACCAUAUUAUAAAAUAUUUUAGUUCUGGGUUAACCGAGAUUAAUGACAACCUGAAAGGCAGGGUCAAUGCUACAAUAAUGUUCUAACAUAUAUAUUCAGCCAUGAAUAAUGGCUUGGCAAAAUUUUGUGGAGUUCAGGAUCCAAGGGGAGUAGAAAUUCACAUUGGUUUCCAUUUUUUUCUCCCCAAUGCUUUUUAACCUAUUUUAAUUGGUAAAUGGUCAGGUGCAGCAGAGAAAUGCCUAGCAAAGCUGCAGUUGGCAAAUAAAAAAGCAGCACGCCUUGCCCUUAACUGUACACACAGAGCUAAUAUCAAUAACAUGCAUGAGUCUUUCAUGGUUGAGGGUUGAGGUGAAAUGUGCUACUUCUCUUCUAGUCUUUUUAAGAAAUGUGUGUGUGUUGAAAAUGCCUAACCACUUGUAUAAUCUAUAUGCAUACACUUCAAACAGACAUACUGUAUAUACCCCACCAGAUACGCCACUAUGGGUUUCUUCACUGUACCCAAACCAAAAACAGAUUUAAUGCAUCGCUCAGUUACUGUAUGUAUAGAGCCAUGUCAUCAUGGAAUGCUCUGCCACCAGAGGUUACUCAGGCAAAAAGCAAGUUUAGCUUUAAAAAACAGAUUUUAAAAAAACAUAUUGUAUCACAGCAUCUCUCCUCUUUAUAAAGAUUUGAUGUAAUUGUAUUGUAUAUAAGAAUAUGAAUAUGUAUAUAUGAAUAGUGUGUAAAUAGUAUUUUUAUUGUUUCUUGGUGUCUUUCCAAUAUAUAACUCUUAUUUUAUGUGCAUUUUUGAUUUUUGAAUUUAAUGUAAUAUUUAAUGUGGUUCUUGUCUAUAACUGUUCUGUACUUUGUCAUGUAUUUGUACAUUUUAUGUGGACCCCAGGAAGAGUAGCUGCUGCAAGUGCAGUAGCUAAUGGGGAUGAUAAUAAACUAAACUAAUCCGUUUAGAAUGCAGAUGAUAGACUUGUUGAACAUCUGCACCACAUGCUCAUAAUAAUUAAAUCUCUGUCUCAUUCUGAAAUAAUUGCAAACAUGUCGCCAUAUCUGUAAACACAUUCUAGGCUUCCUUAUCUCUUUUGACAAUGUAGAAAUGUGUUAAAAUAACAGUAGCUAAAAAAAAUCCCAUUUCACUGUUGAUGCAAGACCCUCUGAUAACCAACAAGACAGAUUUACAUCCUCUGUCAUGUGUUGCAAGUGCAGUGUGAAGGGAAUUAGAAGAUCAUUUAUUUUCACUUCUCUUCUUUAAAGAGUAUUUACUUUUCUCCCUCAAUGGAUGAUGGGUGUAUCGUUUGAAGAUUAUUUUAUACGUUCCCAUUUCUUGUAGAUGUUUUUUUUCCUUCCCAUACAUAGAAAUGAACUGGUGCUAUUGAAACAUGAUUUACCUAAGAUAUUUUGUAGGAGAGGAAACUGUGACUGGUCUAGACUUCGGGGCUUUCAAACACUAUAUUUUUCAAAAGCCCCUCUAUUCCUCCACUAUGUGGGACUGGUUGUACGUGUUCCUGCUAUACAAGACACAAAGUAGUCAACUGGGGCGAUGAAAACCAGGUCGCCUCAGUCUGUGAAAAGGAUAUGGUUAAAGUGUGCCCAUCCUAGAAGGGAAAGGCUAUUAAUACAUAGCUCCCAAAGUCACACAGAGUUAUGGAAAGAAGUUGACUCAGGUCGACUUUGACACAGUUAAAUUACCCUUUCAGCUCUUUGAAGAAAGCAAUAUGUCCGCCAUCCUCACCACUUUACUUCAAUAGGGGCCAGUGUUGAAAAUGGUGAUAGCAAGAUCCUUUGUGUAGAGCCCUUGAAAAUUGGUAACUUGGUAGGAGUUAGAUUCCCAUUUGAACCUUAGUAGUGGGGGCGUAUAGCUCUACCAGAACAUUCUUCUAGGAAUAUUGAUGAAUGGCUUUAGCUGUUUUCCCAUGGCCUGAAGGGAAAGGCCCAUCUGUACUCAGUGUGGCUCAGUAUUGAAACCUGGCCUAUUGGCCACCUUGGGUGUAAUUACACUUUACACUGUGCCUGGUUCUGGAGCUCCACCAACACAAUUGGAGCUGUAACUAAAUAAAUUAAGUAGGCCUUCUGGGGAUGUUGAGAAUAAUGGUUGUCGGUGAUUGAAAACAGGAAAGUGUUUCUGUUUCUGUUUGUAUAGUCUGAAAACGCUAAAAUUGCAUCUGUGUUUUUUAAUUUAUUUUGCAGAGCCCUUGCAGACAUUUUGAGGCAACAAGGACUAAAUCAGGAGAACGAAAAUAUUGCAGCGUUGGAGGGUUCACCCAAAGACAUAGACACACCUCUCCGAACGUCCAAGAACCAUUACACCCCAGUUCACACCAUGCUAGCAAACCACGGUGGGUACCUGCACAGUUUUUACUUCACAUAUCCAAGAAUAUCUAGCAAAAAUGAUACAGUAUUUGGCCUAAGCAUAGGUUCUGAAAAUGGUCUUUACCUCUAGUACGCUGCAUGGUGCACUAUGAGGUGAAUCAAAGUCCUUUCUCUGUAUAAAAUCGAUACCCAAGAUGACAGCGUUACUAUGGAAACAGAGAUUAUGUUAAAUAGUUAGAUACUCUCUUCAGGUAAAUGAAAUGAAAAGAGGUUCAAUAUAAAUGUCAUGAGAACAUGAUAGAGGUGGUGUUAUUAAAGCCAUAUUCUUUGCCCUCAGUUAAAUUCUAUAAGUGGUGGAGAUCCAGUCUGAAUUUCAUAUAUAUUAAUUGGUAGGAAUUAUGGUGGUAGAUCUAUAUAAAUCUCAUAGAAACGAGACAGGCAAAGAUGACUGAAUAAGAAGGUGACAUUCUAUUAUGGACUUUCAAUAGCUUUUUAUGAUUACACAGUAAUCUCCAUUGUACACGCUUCUAUGUAACAGUAUAUAUAAUUCUACUGUCAUUACACUUCGCUGACAUGUGUACAACAAUGUUAUUUCUAUGGUAUGAGACCUUUGCAUUGUAAAGUGGGACCGUAUUGCUUUCAUUAUUGUUCAAGAUGGUCUUUGACACACUCACUGAAAUAGAUGAUGGGCAGUGCUGUGUGAAGCUACUAGUUUACCAAUCUACCCACACUGGAGGAAGUUAAACUACACUAAAGCUACCCUUAAAGUUACUACUUAGUGAAAAAUUAUCAUACCUGAAUCUUAAAUGUCACAGACUACAAAUUGCAAGAACAGAUCACUCUGGAGACAGAUGUUAACAGAAUGUGUAUUUUGGCCUAUUAAACUCAAAAAGUGAAAAUUAGGCACACAAAAAGUGUUUCGAGUUAGAAUUAGGCAUAAAUAAAGGAAACUCUUCCCUACUUCACCCAUUCUUUUUGCAAAAAAAAGUAGUGUGUAGUUCUAGUAGUAAGCUACACCACUACAUUGAAAACAAGUAAUGAACUACUGAAAACACUACCAGGAUUUGAAUUUAGUUGAACUACCACCAAGCUACUGUAAAAUGUAUUUAAAUUGCUAGUUGAACCACAUGUAGUUCAUUACUCCCCAACACUGAUGAUGGGUCCCUGCUACUUAAGUAUAUAUUUUUAAGACUUAAGAAGAUAUAGCAGUUUAGACAAAGGGCCUCGGCUGAGUCUAUUUUCAUGCUGGGGUUCCAUAAGCCUACUCAGCAUUGGCUCAAAAUGGAGAUGCAAAUGAACAUGUUCUUCGGGAGACACAUUGCUUUUGUCCGGAGAUAAUUCUGUCUUGCGACGCUGUUCCUCCUUCUUUUAUCCAGUCUCCAGAUCCCUGCUCCGGGGAUCACUUGCUAAGUGCCCUAGUAUGGUGUCCCAGAUUCAGUGUUAUGUUUCACUCUCGUGUCAAAGUAGACUCUCCUCCUCAUCCAGGGAUUGUGUCAGAGGAGAACUGUUACGUGCUACACCACGGGAUGUGA
Messenger RNA from Coregonus sp. 'balchen', 8101 nucleotides. NCBI's taxonomy places the organism in Eukaryota, Metazoa, Chordata, Actinopteri, Salmoniformes, Salmonidae. The record is from the annotation of a GenBank genome assembly.